Messenger RNA from Aptenodytes forsteri (emperor penguin), 578 nucleotides. Its product is annotated as proto-oncogene Mas. Gene Ontology annotation, biological process: G protein-coupled receptor signaling pathway. Gene Ontology annotation, cellular component: membrane. The annotation marks the transcript as partial. The transcript has a single exon. The record is from RefSeq and is a predicted model, not a curated record. NCBI's taxonomy places the organism in Eukaryota, Metazoa, Chordata, Aves, Sphenisciformes, Spheniscidae. Gene Ontology annotation, molecular function: G protein-coupled receptor activity.
ACGGCCAUCAGCAUUGAGAGGUGCCUGUCUGUCCUUUGUCCAAUCUGGUGCCGAAGCCACCGCCCAAAGCACUUGUCUGCCAUCAUCUCCGGCCUGCUCUGGGGUCUCUCCCUGCUGCUGAACACGCUCGGGUAUGUUUUGUGUACCGUUCGCCCCUCUGCCAGGAGCUGCCGGCUCCUGCUCAUCACCAUCGGAGCCUUGGACUUCCUCUUCUGCACGCCCCUCAUGCUGCUCUUCAGCCUGACCCUCUUCCUUAGAGUCAAGUGCAGCUCCCAACACCUCCGAACAGGCAGGCUCUUCACUGUCAUCAUGCUCACCGUCCUCUUCUUCCUCAUUUUCGCUGUGCCCUUGAGCGUCCUGAUCCUCUUUGACUUCUUGGGCUACAAAUUUCUCUACUCCCCAGAGAUCGGCUUUGUGCUGUCCUGCGUGAAUAGCAGUCUCAACCCCAUCAUUUACUUCCUUGUGGGGAGCUACAGGGAUCGGAGAAUCAAGUUCACCCUCAGGCUGGCAUUCCAGAGGGCCUUUGAAGAUUCAGCAGAUGACAAAGAUGAACGGGAAACCCGUGACACAAUAACUAU